Molecule: messenger RNA, 1440 nt
Organism: Cladocopium goreaui
Lineage: Eukaryota; Dinophyceae; Suessiales; Symbiodiniaceae
Source: the annotation of a GenBank genome assembly
AUGUCGGACGCUGCGGCUCCAAAGCUCAAGAACAUAAGUUCAUGGAAAUUGAACAAAGCAGAGGAAGAACAGUUGAAAACCCGUGUGGCAAACGGGGAAGAGGAGCUGACUGUCAAAAGGGCCCUCCAGAAGUUGAAAGCGGAAGCGGCUUUGUCGAGAAAGACUGCCGCUAACGCGGUUGCUCAGAAAUCUGCUCGGCAAAGUCAAGGGAGCGCAAAGGCCAAAGCAAAGGCCCCUGUGCCUUCCCAGGGAGACUCUGUGUCAGAUGCUGAAUUGAACGACGCGACGAACAAGCAUUACUACGCUCUGGUCCAGCAGGACCUCGCAACGAUCUUUGAACAUUUUGGACCGCAGUUGGCAACCGAAUUUUGUUUGCCGAUUGGCUGCGGCCAAGAGAGCGGUGUCCAGGAUGUAUAUGAUCGUCAAAAGGGGAUUACAUCCCUGAAGCAGCACUCUGUCUACAGAUGCAGCGUGUCUGCAUUCUGGAUCAACGCUUUGAGCAGUGCGACCCCAGGGGUCCCCAUGAGCCGGAAGAGAGUUGAAGAUCUGAGCGCUUUUCAUUUUCCAGGUGCGCAGCCAAAAUUCAUGACGGAUCGCAUGAUUGAAAUCGCAUGUUCAGAGGCGGAUCUGACAGAUGAGCCUCGGAAUUUGCAGAUGAUCAGCCCAGAAGAACUUUUGCACAGCCUUUUGCACGCCUGUGCUUCGGCUAUCAAGCUCUCAUCAGCAUUGGAUAGCGCAGUGUGGGCCGAGCUGAGAAGCAAAUGGAAAUCUGUGUUGCUGAGCGUCCCGGCAAGUUUCAAUGAGAUUCAGCAGAGCGACUUGUGGAAAACAGCUUGGAACAAGCGGCAGGCCGUGGUCCAACAACACGAAUCCCUCUCUAGGACAGCCUUGCAAAGUGCCAUGGAAGUGGCCCAGCUGAAGGCGCUGAUUGAAUCUGGUAGCAGCUCGAAGCUAACACCUAGCCAGCUCUCUUCGGCUUUGUUGGCUGCAGGUCUUCAGCAGGUGGUGAGUGGGUCCGCGAAAGCCAAAAAGGAUGAUGAAGAAUGUGGAACAUUAUCCGCAAAUUUCAUCAGCAGUGCCUUGAGUGUACAAAGAGUCGUGCUGAGUUCUCCCCGCUGUGUUGAACUCUUGCUUGAUAUGGAAGCCUCCUUCGGGACACAGAGCCCUUUUCACAUGAUGUCCAAAUUGGCUUGCUUGGCAACGAAGCCUACCUCGGCGAAGACGCGGGAGUGGGUCUUGUCCUGUGUGCAUGAUUUUGUGAUGCACGGGGACAUGUCCCCUUCAGAGAUCACCAAGGGAAGCUUGAUGGGCACCAAGCACCACGUGGGCAUUAUCCAGCUGUGCGAAUGCAAGUUGAAGGUUUCUGGCUUGCAAUACCGGGAGGGAUGGAAGUCGGAGCCGGCGUUGAUGAAUUUCAUAGGAAUAGAAUCAGCUUGUUGA